Calliphora vicina (urban bluebottle blowfly) is the source of this 567-nucleotide messenger RNA. RefSeq lists its product as uncharacterized. Lineage: Eukaryota; Metazoa; Arthropoda; Insecta; Diptera; Calliphoridae. The record is from RefSeq and is a predicted model, not a curated record. The transcript is spliced from 2 exons. Bases 1 to 567 code for a protein of 188 amino acids.
AUGGCCAACAAUAAGAAAGUUAAAAGAGGCUCUUGCGAACUGCUGACAAAUGCGCAAACCACAAUAAAUGAAUACAAUACUACAUGCCAACAUAUAGCAGCAAAACACAAAACAAGAAGCCAUUGCAACUUUGCUAGUAAUAUUUGCAACAUGAAAAACGACAACAACAGCAACAGUAACAUAAGAAGCAGUAGCAAUAACUGUUUGAGUAACAAAGACAGUGGCUCAGGCAGUGGCACUGGAACUGGCAGCUCUAGUUGUAGCCAAAGUUUAAGUUUAUUUCAUUUUAGUUGUAAUAGUCCAAACAGUAUUAUUACUUUCAUUACAACAACUAUAUGUUGUUGCAUGCGCAACGUACACAACAAUUGGUGUUGGUGGUGGUCUCUGCAACAAUGGCAACAAAAACAGUACAAAAUUAAAACUAAAACUUUAUCCAAUUCCUCCGCUGCUUCAACAACAUCAACAACUACUACAUCUCCCACAACGUCAUCAUCGAACAACAGGAACUUUUGUACAUCUUUAAAAUGGUAUUUCUUCUUAUGGCUUUUCCUUUCUAUAUUGGGCUAA